GCGGGAUGCUGAGUCCGUAGGAGAGAUUCAGUCGUACUGCCUGGCUCCUCUCUGUCGGAGGCACGGCUAACGAGAGACACUUGUCGGGCGACAACCGGUGUCUCGGCACCGCCGGCGAGUGUUGCAUCCGCGUGCCGCGAGGACGGCCGAUCUGCCUCCCUCGGCAGCAGGCUCCUCCUCGUCGCGCGGCAAGGCCGUAGGAAAUCGAAACGGGAGAACGAGAAUGGGUGCACCCGUGUGAGAGCCGAGCGCGCUGUGGAUGAUCUCGCUGGGGUAGCCGGUGGGUUGCAGGGUCCACAUCCGGAAGCGAACGGGAACGCGCAGCACACGACGAGGAGGAUGGGGGUGUACGUAACGGGUGUAAUUGGCGUGAUCGUGUUUUAUGUGGCGGUGCUAGGCGUCGGCGUUUGGGCCGCGGCGUUCAAGAGGCGGAAGGCCGCGCAGGGCCAGGACGACAUGAUGUUGGCGAACCGCGGCCUCGGCCCUCUCCUCGGCGUGUUCACGCUUGUCGCGACGUGGGUCGGUGGAGCUUUCGUCAAUGGCACCGCCGAGGCGAUGUUCACCAAGGGUCUGGCCUGGUGUCAAGUACCUAUCGGAUACAGCCUCAGUCUGCUUUUCGGCGCCAUGCUCUUCGUGCGUCCGAUGAGGAAGGCGGAGUAUGUGACGAUGUUGGACCCUUUUCAAGAGCGAUACGGCGCAGGUGUCGGCGGUUUGCUCUUCCUGCCAGCACUGUGCGGCGAUCUGUUCUGGUGCGGCGCCGUUUUGCGGGCACUCGGGAGCUCGUUGGCUGUUGUCGCCGGGGUCGACCCGAAUAUCAGCGUUUGCGCUUCAGCACUUUUAGCGGCCAUAUACACAGUUUUUGGCGGUCUGUACUCUGUCGCGUGCACCGACGCCCUACAGCUGCUGUGCAUUCUGCUAGGCUUGGCGAUCGCAGCGCCGUUCUCUAUAAUGCAUCCCGCGGUAUCGUUCGAGAAGAAUCUGGCCCUAAGGGACUGGCUGGGACAGAUAAGGAAUGAGGACCUGGGCGUGUGGGUGGACGGUAUGCUGCUACUCGUGUUCGGCGGUAUACCUUGGCAGGGUUACUUUCAACGAAUACUAAGUAUCAGGAGCACCAACGUAGCAACGACUCUGUCGAUAGUUUCGAUGUUUGGUUGCAUGAUCCUGGCGAUACCGUCGGCCUUGAUCGGAGUGGUCGCUCGCGCCACCGAUUGGUCCUUAAUCCCAAACUACAACAAGACCUUUUCUACGGAUGACGGAAACGCGGCAUUGCCGAUGGUCCUGCGAUAUCUCACACCUCAAUGGGUGUCCUUCGUCGGUCUCGGUGCGAUCUCCGCGGCAGUGAUGUCCUCGGCGGACUCCAGCAUUCUCGCCAGCAGCUCCAUGUUCACCAGGAACGUUUACAAGCUUACGAUAAGGCCAAAGGCAUCCGAGCGAGAGUUGAAUUGGGUGCUGAGAAUUUCUGUAAUUAUGGUUUCCAUAUUGUCCACCCUCGUCGCACUCACAGUCAGCAGUGUGUACUAUCUCUCGUAUCUGUGCUCGGAUCUCGUAUACGUCGUUCUGUUUCCGCAACUGCUGGCCGUCGUUCACUGGCCCUCUUUGGUAGACACUUACGGCUGUCUAGCGGGCUACUUUAUCGCAAUCACUCUGCGUCUCGCUGGAGGUGAACGGGGACUCGGUAUACCUGCAUUAAUCGAGUAUCCGUUUUACGACGCGAGAACGCACACUCAGAAAUUUCCCUUCCGCACUGCUGCCAUGAUAAUUGCCCUCUUCACCCAACUUUGCACAAGCUUCCUCACCAGGAAUCUGCUCGGCAAGGGUUACUUCCCUGAAUGCUGUGACGUGCUAAGCGUUUACUCACCUGGCAAGUCCAAGGAGCCAUCGGGCGUCGUACAAAGUAGCUCCGGAGCCGCCCUCAUGGAUUCGUCCUCGAAAUCAACGUCGGGCAUAGACUCAUGCGACGGCGUCGGCAGCUACGACGACGACAGGACCUGCGGUCACGACGAUGCUGCCGACAGCGGUGGCGGUGAUGUGGAGCCAGUCGGCAACGAUCUCGCUGAAAGCUUAAGGGCAAAAGGUGUCGUCAACACGAUUGCGCAGAGAGUGGCGAGCCAGAACUUGCAAAAUCUGCAGAACUUGCAGAACUUGCGAAACGCGAUGACGCCGGCGCGACACGCCACCCCCACGGUGGCGAACCAUUACACGCCAGUCCCCGGCGACGCGUGCAGAGGUCAGAUCCUCGGGGUGAGGAAUUUGCGCGCCCCCCUCGGUCAAGUGCUUUCGCCGACGAGGUCGAUUGGCGUGUUAGCGACGCCGCCGAUCACCCCGUGCGCACCAUCUUAUGCCAAGGUGGGCUGCGAGCUCGGGCCGAGCAGUGAGAAGCCACGUGACAGCGACCGGACGAUCAGCAUCGUCGACCGGAGCAACAUGGAAUUCAAUCUGAACGCGAACACCCAGGAGAAUGCUUCCGCCAGCAUUGGUCCGAAGAAGAGCGUGAAGGGCGUGAAGCUGGUCGGUAUGGAGGGCGGUACGUUGAGGAGGCCGUCGCUGCAGGGCACGUUCUCGCCGACGCCGUCGGUGGAACUGGUCCACAUUCUGGACAGGAGGCAGAGUAGCGGCUCGUAUGGGCCCGGUUCUCUCUCCCCUGUGCCGUCGAUGGGAAUUGAGGCGUGCAAAACUCAUGGGACCGCGACGGAGGGUCAAAGUGGAAACGAGCAUUGCAGGAUAAAGAGGGGCAUUGUGCGGCAUCACAGUUUGCGCAGCUUCAAUGACACGGGAGAUCGAGCGCUGACGACGCUCGCCAGGCAGCCGACGUAUCCGUCGAUGCCGUUGAGGCCGGAGGACUGUCGCAUGACAUUGGCGAAGAAGGACAAGAGGCUGUCCACUAUCGGCAGGCAUUCGUCGGUGACAAACGAGAACGAGCUCGGCAACACGAGCAGCAUGGUUGUGUGCAGCCCCACGUACGGCAUGUACAAUUCGGCCACAAAAAGCUCCAACUACUUCGUCACCGAUGACGAGGCCGUCAGCAGAUUUUAAGAGGACGGUAGGAUGUGUGCGAAAGCUUCAUUCUCUCAAUUUCUUGGAGUGAAAUCUCGAAAUAUUGAUAUUUUAAAAUAUUAAACGGUAAUAUCAGGCAUUCUGGUUAAAUUUCGACUGGUUUUCACGAAGAUUUCACUCCGAAAAAUUUAGAGAGCAGUACGACCUUGCUGCAAAAGAUGCGCCACGCAUUCCGAGAACACGAGGAACAAGGACAAUCGUAAAACCCGCCUCAUCGCCAUCUCUUAAUCAUCGCACCUUGAUUUCAUUCGUUAGACUCGGUGGAUUCCGUCGGAUUAUCUUCACAAAGAUCACGGGACUCACGGUGAAAACGUGGGGUUUCCAUUUUGCGACUUUACGAGUCCUUAUUCUUCUUGUGAAGCGAAAAAGUUCCUUUAAAUUCAUUUUAAUUCAUUCACGCUCCCGCAGAGUUUGCGCGUGUACAGUUGUAAAACGUAACGAGUACUUAAAGGUGAAGCUUUCGUUUCCUCUUCUGUGCGAGUAAUUCUCUCGUUCACUUCCAUCUCGUAAGAAGCAUUGGCUUCAUUGAUCAGCCAUCUUGUAUAUUGACGCGAGACUAAAUUUGUAGCCCUUAGAGAAGUCUCACUACUUACCAAUCUUCAGACUGACAAAUAUAUACGGAACCAAUAGCUCGUAGGUGUUGUAAUCAAUUUUGUACAAAUCACAGAAAAGAGGAUCUCCUCCUUCGCAACAUUCCACUUGAGUCGGUAAGUUAAAGACCGGAGGAAACAGUCUCGUUUGAUAAAAAACUGAGAGGUUUCGGCGGUCUGUUAUGAUAAAUAUUAGGCGAUAUUCAAUGUUUUUGUAUACAUACGCACAUGUUUCAUUCAGGUAUGCACAUAGACACGUAUCCAUUUACGAAAAAAAAAAGAAAAAAACAAAGAGAAAGUUUUACGGGACGCACGUUUUCCGUAAAUCCCAGGUAAUUACUAGUGGUAAAGUAACACACUUAAUGAUAAUUUCCGAUACAUGUAAAAGAGAGCAAUGUACACGCUUAUUGUUCCCCUAAUCUAAUAGAAAAGAGGGA
Messenger RNA from Harpegnathos saltator (Jerdon's jumping ant), 4081 nucleotides. Its product is annotated as high-affinity choline transporter 1. Bases 340 to 3033 code for a protein of 897 amino acids. The record is from RefSeq and is a predicted model, not a curated record. Gene Ontology annotation, biological process: transmembrane transport; acetylcholine biosynthetic process; choline transport. Gene Ontology annotation, cellular component: plasma membrane. NCBI's taxonomy places the organism in Eukaryota, Metazoa, Arthropoda, Insecta, Hymenoptera, Formicidae. The transcript has 13 exons. Gene Ontology annotation, molecular function: choline:sodium symporter activity.